UGCUCGCCUGGCGGUCAAGAAGCAGACCCAGAAUCGGUACGUCCACGCCACAGUCCCGCAGCGGUAUCCGCUGUUCUACUGCUGUAGCUCAUCCGUCGGUACUGUGUGGUUCUAUUCAGGUCUUUUGGCUGCCCGGAACCCACAUAUCAUCUGGCCCUCUGACUAGGCACAGUUACAUUCAAGACUUUUGGCUGCCUGAAACCUCUUAAAUCAGCUGACAUUCCGACCAUACAUGCAGAGAGAGAUUUAAAGAGAAGCGACUAACACAAAGGAGGUGGCUGAGUGAAGCCGGUCACUGAGAUCAGUCUGCCUCUCUGCCUCACAUUCUUUUAUCUCUAGCUGUUUGGUAAUGGCGAGCUCCCUGAUCAGUCGUCAGCUUGCUCUCUGCUUGCAGAAGAACUUAUGGCUCAGCUCUGCAGGGUGCAGGUAUGUCAGUAAAGCAGCAGCAAAGACGCAGGUGGAGUACGACUAUGACGGACCCUUAAUGAAAACUACAGUCCCUGGGCCACGAUCACAAGAGCUGACAAAACAACUUGGAGAAAUUCAGAAUGUCGGGGCAGUCAACUUCUUUUGUAAUUAUGAAGAGAGCAGAGGAAACUACUUGGUGGACGUGGACGGCAAUCGUAUGUUGGAUAUCUACACUCAGAUCUCCUCCAUUCCGAUUGGCUACAACCACCCUGCUCUGCUCAAGCUGAUGACCAAUCCCAACAAUCUGAGUACAUUUGUGAACAGACCUGCUCUGGGAAUCCUGCCGCCUGAAAAUUUUCCAGAGAAAAUUACUGAAAGUCUUCUCUCAAUUGCACCAAGUGGAAUGAAUCGUGUUCAGACAAUGGCCUGUGGCUCGUGCUCUAAUGAGAACGCCUUCAAAUCAAUAUUCAUCUGGUACAAAAACAAGGAGCGGGGCCACAACAAGCCAUCUGAAGAAGAAAUGAGCACCUGCAUGAUAAACCAGGGCCCUGGCUGUCCAGACCUCAGUAUUUUGUCAUUUAUGGGAGGUUUUCAUGGAAGAACAAUGGGUUGUUUGGCAACAACGCACUCCAAAGUGAUCCACAAGCUGGAUAUUCCAUCAUUUGACUGGCCAGUUGCUCCGUUUCCCAGACUCAAGUACCCGCUGGAGGAGUUCACCAGAGAGAACGCUCAGGAAGAGGCUCGUUGUCUGGAGGAGGUGGAGGACUUGAUUGUCAAGUGGAGGCAAAAGAGGAAACUUGUUGCAGGGAUCAUCAUUGAACCAAUUCAGGCUGAAGGUGGAGAUAACCACGCCUCCCCAGACUUCUUCAGAAGCCUCCGCGACAUUGCACGCAAGCAUGGCUGUGCUUUUCAUGUGGAUGAAAUACAGACUGGCGGGGGAUGCACAGGGAAGUUCUGGGCCCAUGAGCAUUGGGGGAUGGAUGACCCUGCUGAUAUUGUCUCCUUCAGUAAAAAACUCCUGUCCGGGGGUUACUUCCAGAAGGAUGAGUUGCAGGCUGAUAAGCCAUACCGUAUUUUUAACACAUGGAUGGGGGACCCCUCAAAGAACUUGUUCCUGGCUGAGGUUCUCAAUGUAAUUCGUAGAGAAAAUCUUCUGGAGGAAGUGACCCGGUCUGGCAAAGCUUUGCUGAAUGGCCUCUAUGAGCUGCAGGCUCAGUACCCAGGCCUGCUGAGUCGAGCUCGAGGACAGGGGACGUUCUGUGCCAUUGAUUUGUGUGACAUUGCGACUCGAGACAGACUGCUGCUACAGGCCAGAGACAAAGGUGUGCACCUGGGAGGAUGUGGUGACGUGUCCAUCCGUUUCCGUCCUGCACUCGUCUUUAAGGAGUACCAUGUCCACAUCUUCCUCAACAUCUUUAACAAUAUCCUGGCUCAGUACAAAUAAGUCACAGUACUCAAGGAACCUAAAUGGACCUACAUAAGACAGAAUUUAUCUAAAGAAUAGGGAGGGAAUCAGGCUGUCAUGAUACGCACAGAGAACAUGUUUCCUGCAAACUUUCUGUUUAACCAUCCAGAGCCUGUUUGGCUCAUAAUAUUAAAAACUGGAACUUUCCUUAGCUACUAAAGAUAAGCACAUUCUUUUACUUGUGGAGUCAAUUCCAAAAUGAUGUUCCCCUAAAAUAAAAAUUUUCUUAUUGGGCAGGAUUCAUGUUGGCCCACACAAACUCCUCAGACUGUAAGAAGACACCCAGAAAUGUGGAAAGUAAAUGGCUCAGCACAUUGGCCACCUUAGUCAGGAAGUGUCGAGUCAGCACAUCAUCACAUUCUCCAUAAUGCAGCAGUUUAACAUAGAUUAUAUGACCGUUUUAUUAGCAUUCACCGCUAGCAGCUGAUUCUGUUCAGACAGUGUAAAACAUGUCAGAUCUGUUUCCUUCCAUUUAUUCUGUGAUGGUUCUGUGUCGUCAGUUUUUGGGUUCUGACUUUGACCUUCACCUGGUCUCCGUUUUAGAGGAAGACACUGUCAGUAUGGGCUGUCUGUAUUUCUGCAUAAGUCUAAACGAUCAUUAAAAAUGUGUGCGAUCCUGUAACAGAUUCCAAGCUGAAGCUGCAUGAUAAUAAGGUGACCCCCAUCCUAAGCAUGAAGGAACCCUAACCAUGAGAGCAGCUUGUUCUAGAUCUCCUGUGCAUCACAGCACCAAAGUAUUCAGUGUGUUAGAAGAAGGCAAAAUAUGAUUGUGAAUGCAGAACGCUGUGACAGUGACAACCAAACUACCAGCCUGCAGGUGGUUUAAUGCUGUUCAACUGUCUGGAAGGAAGAUGGCAUGUUGCUCUGACUGGGAAUGACUUUGUUCAACCUUGUUGUAGCCCAGAAUAACCUGAACCCUAACCGCACUGUGACAGUGUCAGAGUCAUAGUUAUUGUUUCUUGCUUUCUGGCUGUAGGCCAAGCAGCUGCAGGUAACCUUCAGUAAAAGCAUCCAUGUGUUUUAAACCAGGUUUAUUGUUUCCCACUGAUUUGAAUUCAUGUCUCCCUUCAUCAUGUUUUUAUUUAAUCUUUCUCACAUUUAACAGAAUGUGCAAACUGUAUCAGAGUAAAACUGACUGUUUAUACUUUUAACCAGGAUGUUUUGGAAACAAGAUUUUACACUAAUGCACAGAUUAAACCUUUUCCAAGCAUAUUAAAGCACAAACAUGUAUGAGUGCUAACCUGCCUUGUUUAAAGAUUUAGUGACGUUUUUGGUUUGUUUUCAAUAUGAUGGACAAUAGUGCAAGUUCAAUCGGGAAAAGGUUCUGCUUGGGGUCCAUCUGUGUGCAGUCUACAUGUGUUCACAGAAAAGCAUGCUGGGUGAAUCUAAGAAUAUAAUCAUGAGAAGGUGGUCAUGUUUACAGGUGUGAUGUCUGUAGCUAAAUGAUGGACAAUCUCCACAAGCUGUGCCAGCCAUACUCUGAAUCACUCCACAGCAGACUUUUGUUGUGGGUGUUUUUUCUCCAGUUGACCACAAGAGGCAUGUUUGAGCUAGUUUCCCGCAGAGAGCACAGAGGAAAUGUAUAGGAGUUUCUCCUGACACAUAUUCACACAGGGCCAAAAGCAGCUGAGUAGCUGAACUUUCCUGACAGCACAACUCUGUCCAAAAUGGUCUGUAUGAAGAUUUUGAGACAGUCAGGAACAGGUUUUAAAGACAGGUUCAACGGGUGAAGCUGAUCCUGUAAAAGAUCAGAUGUUUCAUUGUGUCCUGGAAUGUUAAAAGGAGCUCAUGUUAUGCGAAGAGCAUCAUUUAAAGUGUCGCUACAAUUAAUUUGUUCCUGAAGGUAAAUUAGAAUAAUAAACAGUUACAUACAUGAAUAGUUUAGUUGGUUUUAUGACAUUCAUCCAUAACCUGUAUACCACUAAAUGUAAAAGGUAAAGGUCUUACAUAUAUUCCACAGGGUAUGUUUGGGUCAAAUACGAUGUAGAGUGGCUGGGCUGGCUGAUGUGCAUCAUUGUGUUAGUGGUGGCAUCAGUGCCUGUUUCUUUGUCAGUAUUACACAGAGUCUCCAUAAUAACGUCCUUUUAAAAGAAAACACUAACUACUUGUGAUCUGAGAUAUUGAUGUAAUUAUUUUAGAUGGUUCUAAUAAUGUAGUCUAUAAAACGUGUCCAUGUACUGUGACAAAUAAAGUUUUAAUUAACAUUGUA
This is a messenger RNA of Girardinichthys multiradiatus, 4082 nucleotides long. Its product is annotated as 4-aminobutyrate aminotransferase, mitochondrial-like. The coding region runs from base 350 to 1852 and encodes 500 amino acids. The record is from RefSeq and is a predicted model, not a curated record. The transcript has 19 exons. Gene Ontology annotation, cellular component: mitochondrion. Gene Ontology annotation, molecular function: pyridoxal phosphate binding. Lineage: Eukaryota; Metazoa; Chordata; Actinopteri; Cyprinodontiformes; Goodeidae. Gene Ontology annotation, biological process: GABA catabolic process.